UUUACUUGACAUUAGUUUGAUUUAAGUAAAUAAAACAAAAUUAUAAAUAAUAAACUAUUUAUUAUGUUCUCAUAAUAUCUCCUCUCAAUAAUAUUCUCUUAGUAUCCCCCCCCAUUUAUAUUACGAUCUUCCUAAUAAUGCCUCUUUUUCAAUAGAUGAUGUUUUUAAUGGUUUAUCUAAUCUUAAUAAUAAUAAAUCUAUUGGGUCUGACGGUAUUCCUGGUAACUUCCUAUUUAACCUACGACAUUCGAUAUUCUUUCCACUCUGGAUGAUUUUCCGAAAAUCUCUUGAUGAAUAAUCGUUUCCAUCCAUUUUCAAAAUUUCCUCUAUUACUCCUCUUUAUUAAAUCCGGUGAUCCAACUCAAGUUGUGAAUUAUCGUCCUAUUUCUAACCCUUCUCAUUUAUCAAAACUUUUUGAGUCCCUUGUCUUUUAUUCAAUUAAAUCUAGUACUAAUAACUUUUUUAUUGAUGAACAACAUGAUUUCCGUCAUGCAUACUUUAACAUGCAAUCUUGUAUUUCAAUCUUUCAUUACCGAUUCUUUCCUUGUCCAUGCUCAAGUAGAUGUCAUUUAUACUGAUUUUUCAAAAGCCUUCGAUAAACUUAAUCUUAAUAUCCUGUCUGAACUUCUAUUCCACGCUGGUUUUGGCAAACCACUCCUCUCUUGGUUAAUUUCAUAUUUAACUGAAAGAAACCAGUGGGUAAAUAUUCAAGGUUGUGCUUCUAAAGUUAUAACCCCCUCCUCCGGUGUUCCACAAGGUUCAAUCCUAUCUCCCCUUCUUUUUUCCAUUUUUGUAAAUGGCGCUAAUUCUGUUUUAUAGCAUGCUAAAAUACUCCUUUUUGCAGAUGACUUCAAAUUAUUUAUGCGUGUUACUAAUAGUUCCGAUGUUAUUUUACUUCAAACUGAUCUAGAUCGCUUAGUUAGUUGGGCUGAAUCAAUUGGCUUGACUUUUAAUACCUCUAAAUGUUAUAAAAUGACUUUUUCACGUAUUUAUAAUCCUAUAUCUUCAACUUACUAUAUUCAUAACCAUCUUAUUUCUUCUGUUCCUUCUAUAGUUGACCUUGGGUUUCGUCUCACUCCUACUUUAAAUUUUCGACUUCAUAUUGAAGAAGUAUGUUGUAAGGCUCUGAAAACUUUAGGUUUCAUUCAGAGAAUUUCUCAUGAAUUUCACCUAUCAAGAUCACUAAAAAAUCUUUUUUGUUCGCUGGUUCGCCCUAUCCUUGAAUAUGGUUUGGUGUUAUGGGAUCCUUAUACAACUACCGACUCUAUGAUGCUUGAAAUAGUGCAACGUAAAUUUUUACGCUUUGCAGCUCAUAUCCUUAAUUUCCCCCAUCCACCUCAUGACUUAACUCCUAUUCAAAAUUUCUUACAACUUCCUUCCUUAUCUGCUAGAAAACAUGACUCUAAUAUCCGUUUCCUUUCUAAACUCUCAGCUGGCUUGAUUGAUUCUACUGUCCUACUUUCUACAUUGAAUUUUCGGGUACCUGCUCGUUCAACUCGCUAUACUACCCCUUUCCUCAUUCCUCAUUCAUCUUCUAAUUAUAUUUUUCAUUCCGCUCUCCCACGUUUAAUACGCAUUGCAAAUAAUGACCCUGAUUUUUUAUAUUCUUUUAAUUUUUAAUGUAGUCAUUUAGCCUUCCUAUUUAAUAUUUAAAUUUUUGAUUAUGUUCAAAUUUUUCUUUUUCUCUUUGUCAAGCUUAAGUUUAUUAUUGUUUCAUUUUUAGUUAUUAGAUAAUUUUAAGUUGUCCAGUUCACUGUCUAAUACAUAUUGUAUUUUUUGGGCU
This is a messenger RNA of Daktulosphaira vitifoliae (grape phylloxera), 1783 nucleotides long. RefSeq lists its product as uncharacterized. The coding region runs from base 862 to 1620 and encodes 252 amino acids. NCBI's taxonomy places the organism in Eukaryota, Metazoa, Arthropoda, Insecta, Hemiptera, Phylloxeridae. The transcript has 2 exons. The record is from RefSeq and is a predicted model, not a curated record.